Gopherus evgoodei (Goodes thornscrub tortoise) is the source of this 4931-nucleotide messenger RNA. It is a transcript of the gene MYLK2, whose product is annotated as myosin light chain kinase 2. The transcript has 14 exons. The record is from RefSeq and is a predicted model, not a curated record. Gene Ontology annotation, cellular component: cytoplasm; nucleus. Gene Ontology annotation, molecular function: ATP binding; protein serine/threonine kinase activity. Lineage: Eukaryota; Metazoa; Chordata; Testudines; Testudinidae. Bases 523 to 2457 code for a protein of 644 amino acids. Gene Ontology annotation, biological process: positive regulation of apoptotic process; intracellular signal transduction; protein phosphorylation.
AUGGCCAGCCUCACUGGGAACCUCGCCAGCCUUGCAACAGCUUGAAUUGCACCUUCCUAGUUGGCUAAGUGAGCAACAAGGCUUCAGGCUUGGGGGACUCUGGCCUCUUGCCUUCUGAGGUACCCAAAGAGCUGCCACCCCUCCACAGCAACUGUCCUAAUUGCAGCUGCUGCACCAGCCCAUCGACUGUCUCCAUGCACUGGUGGAACCUAUCCAUGCCCUGGCAAGGCAGGAGCGGCCGGGGGAGAAUGGAGCGUCCUUUGAACGCGCUCCAGCAGCGACAGGUGGCCUGAAAGGCGACGCGUAAGGGUCUCAGGCUGGUGUCAGGGACACGGCUCUCCGCACACUAAUCCGGCUCCGUCCCACGGAUAUAGAAGGGGCGGCUCCGCCCCAGCACGGGCACAGCUCGGAUGCUGCUCCGACCGCCGGCUGCACGGGGGCCCCAGGGCAGGGCGAGGGGGUGCUAGGACCCGCGCUCCCCAGGGCCGCCGCAGCAGGAAGCCCCGAGCAGGGCAGCCGAGCAUGGAAGCAGAAGCCUCGCCAAGGCCUGCAGAGAUGCCCCAGGGUUUGGAGGGCCCCGCAGAGCAGCCAGCCGCUGCCAUGGUUCCUUCGGAGGGGGCGCCCGUGGGCCAGAACACCGGGCCUUGCACCAACGUGGGGGAGGGCACGGCCCCCGGAGGAGCAGAGAGCCUGCUCCAGUCUGCCCCAGGAACCUUGCAGCCAGUGGCGAGAGGAGAAAAGGCAGAGCCUGGAGAGAAAGGCGUCCCCGUGGCUGGGAAGGGGACGAAGGCCAAUGAGAAGAAAGCAGUGGCCAAAGAGGGGGCAGAAAGCCAGAGCCAGCCUGCGGCCUCCAAGCACGAGCCCCCAGCUCCCCAGCGGAGCCAGAGCUGUCCCGUCAGCAGCCAGAGACCAGGGGAGGAGCCCGGGGGGGUGAAGAUGGGAGUUGAAGGGGCCUCAGCAGCAUGUGCAGAGAAGAGCCCGCAGGGUCCAGCAACUCCUGCCGAAGGAGCCAGCGCUUUGCCAGCAGAGCCAAGUCUUGUGGAGGUGCCUGGCCCUGCUUCGGAUGCCCCCAGAGCCCAGACUUGUCCAGAGAAACCCACCCCAAGCGAGGUGCCCAGCCCAGCUAGCAGCAGUGAGGACGUGACCCCUGCAGAGCCCCCCAGCUCGGUGGGGCUACCCCACCCUGCUUCAGACGAGACCCCUGCAGAGCCCCCCAGCUCGGUGGGGCUACCCCACCCUGCUUCAGACGAGACCCCUGCAGAGCCCCCCAGCUCGGUGGGGCAGCCUUCUCCAGCCUUGGACAGCCCUGGAAAUGCAGGGAAAACAGGCCCUGUGGCUGGGGAACAGCCACCUUCAUCAGAGGAGGAAGAAGUGGAGCCCCCGCCCAGCCCCUACCUAACGCCAGACUUCGGGAAAGAGGACCCUUUCCAGAUACUGGAUGAUGUUCCUCCACCACCUGCUCCCUUCGCCCAUCGUAUUGUCUCCCUGAAAUCUGGCACCGUGAACAGCAAGUUCAACAUCAACACCAAGGAGAUGCUGGGAGGGGGGAAGUUUGGCGAAGUUCGCACGUGCACCGAGAGAGGGACGGGGCUCAAACUUGCAGCCAAAAUCAUUAGGAAACAGGGCUCGAAGGACAAGGAGAUGGCCUUGGUUGAAAUCGAGGUGAUGAACCAGCUGAACCACAGGAACCUGAUCCAGCUCUAUGAUGCCAUCGAGACACCACGGGAAAUCAUCCUCUUCAUGGAAUUCGUGGAGGGUGGGGAGCUCUUUGAGCGCAUCAUCGACGAGGAUUACCACCUGACGGAAGUGGACUGCAUGGUGUUCGUGAGGCAGAUCUGCGACGGGAUCACCUUCAUGCAUCAGAUGCGUGUCCUGCACUUGGACCUCAAGCCUGAGAACAUCCUGUGUGUCAGCUCCACGGGGCACAUGGUGAAGAUCAUCGACUUUGGGCUGGCGCGAAGAUACAACCCGCGGGAGAAGCUGAAAGUCAACUUUGGGACCCCUGAGUUCCUGUCCCCGGAGGUGGUAAACUACGACCAAGUCUCCUAUUCGACAGACAUGUGGAGUCUGGGCGUGAUCACCUACAUGUUGCUAAGUGGCCUCUCCCCUUUCCUGGGAGAUGACGACACUGAAACCCUGAACAAUGUCCUGGAAGCCAAGUGGUACUUCGACGAGGAAGCCUUCGAGGGCAUCUCGGACGAAGCCAAGGACUUCGUCUCUAAUCUGAUUGUCAAGCAGAAGAGCGGCCGGAUGAGCGCGGCCAAGUGCCUGCAGCACCCCUGGCUGAACGACCUGGCCGAGAAGGCCAAGCGCUGCAACCGGCGCCUGAAAUCCCAGGUCCUGCUCCGGAAGUACGUCAUGCGGCGGCGCUGGAAGAAAAACUUUAUUGGCGUGUGUGCUGCCAACCGAUUCAAGAAGAUCAGCAGCUCGGGAUCCCUGACGGCGCUGGGUGUCUGAGUGCAGGGCUGAGCUGGGUGGGAUUCGAGCAAGGCCAAAGGGCAAUCCCCUGAAAUCUGAGCUGUGCACUGAAGGCCUGCUCCCUGGGGACUGCACAGGAGAGUGGCAUUUAGUCCCUGCUUCUGGAGGCAGUAGGAUCUCCACUUGGGUUUGGAUUCAAUCUGCUUCCCAAACACAGAGUUCACCGCUGGGGCAAUGAAUUGAGAUACCCGAGUUCUGUACAGAUGUGAAAUUCCUGCUCCUACUGCGGUGAGAUACUGCUGGAUCCCAUCCUGUUCUAGAUUCUGUCCCUGCCAUGAGAUUCCUGCUCUGGAUCCUAUCCCACACUGCCACUGCUCUAGGGUCCGGACCCCUGGGAUAAUGCUGCUCUGGCUCCUGAACUGCUGUGAGAUGACUCCUCUCGGUCCUGUGCCCUGUGUGAAGCUCCGGAUCCGGAUCCCAGGCUGCUGCAAAGCUGCCUUUGUGGAUCUCCUGCUGGUUCAAUACCACCACACUGGAAUUCCCGCUGUCUGUGACAUGGUUCCUGGAUCCUGUACCACUAGGACAUGCUAUACCUUUGAUUCCAGUUGAGAUUACUGUUCUGGAGCUCACACAAGUGCGGUGUUGCCAUCUUAGCACCCUGUCUCCCUGCUACAGAUUCUGUGCUGCUGUGACAGUUACCCCGCUGCACCCCAUAGGCUCCUGAUCCUAACCAACUGUGCAAUUACCAGUCCAAGUCUCCUGCAUCCCCUAGUGUGGCUGAGUCCCAUCCUCCCUGUGCUGCUCUUGGCCUGGAUCCUUUGCUGUAGUGAGAUGACUGCGCUGAACUCGUUGAGCUGUGGAAUUGCCAGUUGGAAUCCCACCGCACGGCGCGACCGGAGGUGCAGAGAGCACCUUGCAAAUCCUAGACUGCAGCAUCGGUAGACUCCACUUUGCAAUGCCCUGCAUUCUGCUGUUUGUGUUCCCCUCCCGUUCUGUGACUUGCAAUGGGACACGCAGACCAGCCUGCUGAGUGCUGCAAGGUCUGUUCUCUUGCUGGGCUCAGUGUGCACCACACACCAGUCACUACCUGAGAACCAAGAUUCCUGCUCUCGGCCUUUGAGUGCAAUAGGAGACUCGCCAUGGCCCUGUCACCAGCAUUGGUGGUCACAGCCUCAGGAUUGCAGUGAGGUCUGUGUACGGCUGUCUGGAUCUGUGCUCCCAGCUCCUGCGUGCAGGAGGAGUAACGUAACUGGGUGGUAGUGUCAGGAUUUGCACUCGAGCCCUCUGAGUGCAGUGUGCACUCCCUGGCCCACAGGUAGGAUGGCUACUGCCAGCCUCUGGAUCUGCUCCCCGCUGAACUAGCACGCGAGGCUGCUGCUUGAGCAGAAAAUCGCCUCUCCCCAUGAUGAGGGGUCCUAGAAGCCAGCCUGCAGGGCCAAGUUCCUGUUAGUGCCGGGAGGCUCCGUGCACAGGAAAGGAGGAACUGCAGAGCACAGAUUCCAGGCGCAUUCCCCAGAUGGAGGCCAGGGAAGAAAGAACGAGGCUUUGUGCUAGUUCCUAACCUCCCUGCCCUUCUGAGCUGCCAGCGGGGGGGAGGACACAACCUUCCCUUCACACGCCCCCCAGAAGAUAAAGGCAAGAGCGCAUCCUAAUGCAGACCAGCUGGGCUCGCCUCUCCCCUGCACAUAUGAAAGGACAGCUUCAGCACUGACCACCAACGCACAGGAACUGCCCUUCGCUCGCUGGGCCCAGGGACCCCCCGAUGGGAGGAGAGUGUGGGAGCUACCUCAGGUUCUGGAGAUUCCGUUGCCUUCCAUCCUGAGCCUGAACCAUCGUGCUCAACAGCUGGGUCCGAGGGAAACCCGCUGCCAGUAAUGUCUGAGCUGCACAGGGGGAUCCAGGCCCCUCUAGCGUGGGAGUUGCCUCCCCUGGUGAUGCGGGAGAUCCGGUGCAGCCCAGUGUGCUGAUGUAGGGGGUGGGGUGGGGGGAUCCUCCAUGGAGUCGGAGGGCUUGUGCCUCUCUUGGGAGGGGGUUUGCAGAGCGGGUGUGAGACCACACCCCCUGCCGCCCAGCUGACCCCUGGGCUUGGUGUCGUCCACAGGCGAUUCGUUAUGCAGAAGCCAGGGUGCUAGCUAAUGGGCAGCCGGUAUCUGUUAGGCACAGAAACAACCAGACAGCACCUGGCCCAGCCCCAAAGUGCCUCAUCCACAGCCCAUGCUCUGAGCCACACCCGCAGCUGGGGUACAUUGGUGGGACUCCAUUGACCUCAGAGGAUCUGCACCAGUUUACACCAGCUGAGGGCUGGAUCUCUUCAUUAGAACCCUUCUCCCUCUGCCCCAUGUUCACCCGGGCUCCGCUGGAUUUCCUCUGCCCAGCAGAGCACAGCCCCCAGCCCCGUAUGUGUGUGCCCUCCCUAGCAGCAGCCCCCGCAGUAGUGCAGAAAGACAUACGUUCUCGUGAGAGAGCCCAGAGCUCUCAGCUUAAUGUAAAUAAAUGUACAGGUCCGAUGCCAA